GUAUCCAUAUCAUGUAUAUGGGUCUCUUACGAAAAGAUGUGGAGUUGGAUGAAUCCAUGGCCAUCACCACAUCUUCCACUGCCCAAAGGUUCCACCACUUCUAUAUUCCAAUGCUUUUCCUUAUUCUUUCAACACCAUACAACCCCCACACUGAUGCUGAUAAAUAACCCUCUCUCCCUCCAUGUAUUCCCCCCUCCCCCUUUUUUCUCAAUGGCUAAUAACCUCUCUUUCUGUCUCGUAGGAGCCAUGGAUCGUCUCUGGUUUCAACAGAUUAUUCUUUUCCCAGACCCCUUUUCACCAUAUUUCCCCCUUGAACCAAAGCAGCCCCUCUCAGAAUCUACCACUACAAGCUCAUCAUCUUCAAGCCUCUCUUUAUCAUCUGUUGCAGACCAAGAAAUACCAGCGCUGGAUGAUCCUAAAAAAGAGGAAAAACAAUUGAAGAAAAGAUCAAGAAGAGGGAAUCUUAGUCGUUCACAUUCUCCAUCACAAUCGACUCAUAAACAUCAGAGGAUUAACCAUCAAUGCAAACUGCAAAAAUCCACGAGUUGUAGGAGCUUGAAAGACUUGGAACUGGAAGAAGUAAAAGGGUUCAUGGAUCUUGGAUUUGUAUUCACAAAAGAGCACUUGAACGCCAGGAUGAUUGGUGUUAUCCCCGGCUUGCUCAGACUUGGAUUUUCCAGAACUAAACGGAUCCAUAAUGAAGUCAAUGUUGAUGCUGACCAACUAUCUAAAGACGAUGAUAUUGAACAAGAAGAGAAGAGAGGUGUUAUAAGACCAUAUUUAUCAGAAGCUUGGCUGAUUAAAAGACCCGAUUCUCCUUUGCUGAAUCUAAGAGUACCAAGGGUCUCUGCUGCUGCUGAUAUGAAGAAACAUCUCAAGUUUUGGGCUAGAACUGUUGCAUAUGUAGUUCAACAAGAUUCAUAAAACAAGAGAGCAGAUCCCAACUUCGAACCUAAAUCUACCACACAACUAGGUCUAUAGCUAGCUGCAACUGUAAAAAGAGGAGUUUGUAAUAAAAAAGUCAUAAAAGAUAGUGUACUCUAAAUAAAAGAUGAGCCAAAAGCUCUUUUUGUCACCAUUUUUAACUACUAGUAGUGGUUAGGAUAAAUGGAAAAAACUUUAAAAAGGA
Molecule: messenger RNA, 1129 nt
Organism: Gossypium arboreum
Lineage: Eukaryota; Viridiplantae; Streptophyta; Magnoliopsida; Malvales; Malvaceae
Exons: 2
Coding region: 37-924 (295 amino acids)
Source: RefSeq, a predicted model, not a curated record